This is a messenger RNA of Striga asiatica, 1383 nucleotides long. NCBI's taxonomy places the organism in Eukaryota, Viridiplantae, Streptophyta, Magnoliopsida, Lamiales, Orobanchaceae. The record is from the annotation of a GenBank genome assembly.
AUGUCGCGGGUGUAUCUGCCGAUUCACCAGAUUUCAGAUGAAACAAAUAACUGGACUGCACUAAUUCAAGUUGUUGAACGACCACCUGUUCAGACUAGCAAAAAUAACACGUCCACGCUUUACCGUAGAUAUUUGUUUACAGAUGAGGAGGGGACAAAAGUUUCUGCGGUUGUUUAUAAUGCUGUUAUUAACGAGUUUGAUGAACUUCUUAUGCCAUACAAGAGAUACUACCUAUCUGGAGCAAAAGUUUGGCCCGAGGUUCCUUUAUAUCAAGUUAGUGACUACAAAUACAACUGGCUUAUAGUUUCUGGAACUAAUGUCGAAGAAGACCAAGAGUCCCUGCCUCCACAACUUCCAUGCCACAUUGAUAUUCACACUUUUGCAGACAUACACAAGUACGCAGACACAGACAACCCCAGAAUUGUUGUGCAUGCUUUCCCAGUGAGGAAUCUUGGUAAAAACAACAAAACAAGAGACUUAGUCAUUGUGAAUCAAGAAGAGAAACCAAUGCUUUUAACAUUAUGGAACCAAUUUGAAAAUGAUGAAGGUCUGCAUUUAGCUAAUACAGUAGCAGCUGGAAAUGUUCUUCUUGCUAUGCGGAUUAAAGUUACCACAUUUAACGGUCUGUCAUUGUCUACAAAAGUGGGAGCCUGCUUAAUGGUAAAUCCACCAAUGGCUGCAGCAGCUGAAUUAAAGCAGUGGUACAUUGAGAACAAAAACCAUGUCACACAACUUGUGAUCGAAGAAACAUACAGAAAUACAGACAAGCUCAUCCCAAUGCCUGAGAUGACUGCUAUAGUCACUGUCCACAAUGCCGUCGCAGUGAUGCGAAGUGUGCCGCUUGCCAAUAACAAUCCAAGAUCAAAUGGAACUAUGAAUGCUGUAAUCUAUGGCGAGGAUGCAGAACGGUUAAUCACUUAUAGCGGCAAUCAACUAUUUGAGGCAGACCAACAGGGUCGUGAUUUAACUAAUGAAAUUGCAGCAUCAGUCGCACGCCACAAAGUCGUCUGCUUCGUAAAACAAUCGGAAUCUGCUUACCACACAGUUGUCAAGCUUUACAGUAUUCAAAUGAUGAUGCUUCAAGGAAAUGCAUCUACAGCAGAGUCGUCUGGAAAAGAAAGUUCUACAGCAGCCCCCUCCAAGGCAACAGAUCCAACUCUCUUCAGCCCAACACUUAAAAAUGUGCUCGAGUCUGUCGCCCUCAAAAUCGAAAAGUCACCAAAUGUGCCAACUCCAGAAAGCUCAACCAAGAAACGAAUCAACUUUGACGCCCAACAAGACACCACACAAACAAGUAGCUCAACUCCAACCCGGUCAACACUACAACCAACACAAAAUACUGCCACAAGCCCUUACAAGAAAAGUCGCCCAAAAAUGGAUUAA